Linderina pennispora is the source of this 852-nucleotide messenger RNA. RefSeq lists its product as uncharacterized. The transcript has 4 exons. The annotation marks the transcript as partial. The record is from RefSeq and is a predicted model, not a curated record. NCBI's taxonomy places the organism in Eukaryota, Fungi, Kickxellomycota, Kickxellomycetes, Kickxellales, Kickxellaceae.
GGCCUCUCCCGGAUUCCGAUUUAUUACGCUUUGACAGGCGAUCACGGUGACCUGCAGUUGAAAAUGUGCCACAAAGAAACGGCUUUGUGGACCGGUCAUAAUGCGGUCCAUGGAACAUCUCUGGGAUCUUCGGGAGGUGGGGAAAUCACAGGCUGGGGGCGUUACCCCUUCUUUUGCUCCUUUCCCUGCCUUGUGCACCAGUAUCCCCCAUUUCUGUUCCUCAUAUACGCUGAUAGAGAACGGGACAUUCAGUGCGUUGGCGUCUACCCGGGAGUACACAAAAGCAGCUCACAUGCAGAGAUCGUAUGCCAAACACUGCCAGUAUAUUUGUACCAGGGGAGCACACGUUCCGGUGACCAUGCAGAAUACGAGGCACACCCGGUGCUGCUAUCGCAUGUGGCAGAUAUCCAUGGGCCAGGGUUCGACGGGUGGUUCCAGGCAACCUCAAAGCACUACGAGUUUAUUGAUCUGCGGGGGCGGCUCCUGAAGUGGAGCUUGACAGACCAGCAGGGCGAGAUCGUUGCGUACUUCCGGCGGGUGGGCCGAGCCUGCGGCGUAUUGGAACUGUGGAAAUUGUGCGGGCUGAGGAUCUGGCUCAGCUACCGCUGAUAAUCCUGUCGUGGCGGCUCGUGGAACUGCAUAGGUACAUGAACGACCGGUCCGUGAAGGUGUGGGCGACAACAGAUCCCGCUGCAGAAGGACACCAACGAACAGGAGAUCAGUGGGGUGGGGCCAGUUUAUGUAGAAGAGCAGGAGAAGCGCUGGGUUUGGCCGAAUUUUGUAGUAAUUUUCAAUUCCUCUGGAGGUUCCACGUAGAAACUCUUUUUUGCAUGUUUUAUUUCUCCAAAAACC